Messenger RNA from Poecilia reticulata (guppy), 1288 nucleotides. RefSeq names its product transmembrane protein 38B (gene tmem38b). Gene Ontology annotation, biological process: potassium ion transmembrane transport. NCBI's taxonomy places the organism in Eukaryota, Metazoa, Chordata, Actinopteri, Cyprinodontiformes, Poeciliidae. Gene Ontology annotation, molecular function: identical protein binding; potassium channel activity. The record is from RefSeq and is a predicted model, not a curated record. Gene Ontology annotation, cellular component: membrane.
ACGAAACAGGAAUUCCGUCUAUGCGCGGAUGACAGCGUCGCUGAUGACCGACCCGUGGCAACGCAAAGCUGUUGCCCAGCGACCAGCGGUGAUCCCAUAGCUUUACUAACCAGCUGUGAGCCACUCGGCAGAAGCGUUUCAUCAACACACAGCUGUUUUGUGCCACCUGGCUUGUGUCAGACCGCUUAGACCGUGGAUGAAGUGUUAAUACCUUGAUGCUCAAUUGGACCUGUGCCUUUUCUCCAUCCGAGGGUCAGACUAACGAACUAGCAUAGCGUGGUGCUCUCGACCAGCCGACAAAGAUGAGUUUCUUCGAAAUGUCGUCCUUGGACGAGCUGUCAAAUGGACUGGCAAACUUGCCCAUGUUUCCUUAUUUUGAGAUUGCGCACUAUAUCGUCUCAGUGUUGGCUUUGAGGGAGCAGCAAGGAGCCGUAGGUCUGUCCAGAAUCAGCCCCCUGGCCUGUUGGGUCAGCUCCAUGCUCCACUGCUUCGGGGGAGCAGUGCUGUCAGGAUUCAUGCUGGCUGAGCCACCAAUAGAGCCUUUGUCCAACAGCAACAAUAUUCUGCUCGCAUCAAUCAUCUGGUACCUCGUAUUUUAUUGCCCCAUGGACUUGGUCUACAACUUCACGACUCUGCUGCCCGUCAGAGUGGUGCUGUCAGCAAUGAAGGAGGUGACCAGGACCUGGAAGAUCCUCGGAGGCGUUAAUCUGGCACAAAACAAGUACCAGGACAACCUGCUGAUUAUGAUCGCCAUCGGGUGGGCGAGAGGUGCUGGAGGUAGCCUCAUCAGUAAUUUUGAGCAGCUUGUCCGGGGUAUAUGGAGGCCAGAAACCAACGAGCUUAUUAGGAUGUCCUACCCUACAAAGAUCUCCCUGAUGGGGGCAGUGCUGUUUGCUCUGCAGGAGACUCGGUACCUGUCUGUGGAGAAACGCCACCUGAUGCUCUUCUACACCGUCUUUACUGUUGUCAACAAGACCCGGAUGAUGCUGAUGGGCUCCUCCUCCUUCGCCUUCUAUCCCAUCGAGUGGUUCCUGUUUGAAAUCCUCUUUAUGGGACGUGUCUCCUACUACACUCUCUCCCUGAGACAGAUAUGUGGAAACUUUAUCAUGGGUAACGGCACAUCAAACAGGGGCAGAUCCACCACUCGUACGACAACCAAAGAGUGCAAGGACUGCAGACACAACUGCCCUUCUUCACCUGUUAGGGGUGACAGAGGCAAUCGCAGAGCCAGAGACGACGACGACGCUAAAGACUCCAAAAAAUACAAAUAAACAGCCUUUGCAUUGUA